GGAGCAGCAAGGUACGACGCCGAGGGUUGACGUUUUUCUUUUCGGUCGAAGCGACGCUGAACACCGCGCGAAAGAGGUUCAAGAGGUUUUGUGAGCAACAGCUCACGUGGCGGGCGAGUUUUGAGAGAGAGCACGCAAGUAUCAGCGACGGGACAGCGCGAGGUCGAAGUGCGAACAAGACAGGCAGAGGUAGAGUGCACGGCGUGAUAGUUCUGAUAUGAGAGAGAAGGCAGGUGGGCGGGCGAACGGAGUGUGAGGAUCUUAGCGGGGGACAUUGUGGAGGGAGGAUUUUGGCCUUCGGCCUGAACGGCUCUCUCUGAAACGGGAGCGGCAGUGAAGAAGUCUGUGUGUGUGCGUGGGAGAAGUUUUAGGGUUUAGGUGUAGAAAGGGUUAAUACUAGGGUGGAGAGAAGGGGGGAGGAGAGAAGGUAAGCGAAGAUGCCGAAGAAAAUGGGCGUGAAUAGUAAGGCUGAAGAAGCACGGAGCCGAAAGGCAGCGGUAGCAGCGGAGGUCAAAGUUAGGGAGGAGAGGCAGAAAGAAGAGCAGUACUGGCAAGGAGCGGAGGGGCCUAAGAGCAAAGCGGCCAAGAAGAAAGAGGAAGAGGCGAUGAAAAGAACGGAGCAGGCGGCAAAGCGCGCCGAGGCAAAGGCCCUGGCAGAGAAAGAAGAGAAAGAGAUGGAGAAGUAUGGGAAGAAGCCCGCGCAGAAGGUCAAUCAGGUUGCCGGUCAUGUACCGAAGGUCACUGCAGCCGAUCUGGCUAAGCGACGAGAGGAGGAGCGCAAAGAAACUGAGGCCAAGGCGGAAGCCAUGAAGGCCAGGGAGAGGAGAAUGACGGCGGAGAAGGAUUACGAUAACAUGGUGCUCCAGGCGAAUACCAAUAGGAUAGAAUCCCUGAUAGAUGCAAGGAGUGUGGACGAGGCCUUGUCACAGAUGACGGUUGGCGAUGAUGUUGCUGCAGACAGGCACCCUGAGCGACGACUCAAGGCUGCAUUCAAGUUGUUUGAAGAUGCGGAAUUGCCGAGGCUGAAGAUCGAACGGCCAGGGCUGACACUGACACAGUAUAAAGACUUGCUGUGGAAAAUGUGGAAAAAGAGCCCUGCAAAUCCCAUGAAUCAAGCCCAAGGACAGAGCUCCUAAGUGCGCUGCAACCCGGAGUCGCGUAGGUGGUUCCUAGGCAGCAAGACCUUUGUGUGUUAUUGGUCGGGUGUGAUAGCUCUGUUUCCCGUAGCGUAUGUUUGUGGAAGUGGUAGUCGUGCCGACUUUACCCUCCCGCUGCUCACUGCAAUGUGUCCAAUUGCAUGGAUGGGGGGGUAUAUUUUGACGGGGGGAAUGAGAGAGUGAUUGAGUGAUGCAGUAGCUUGUUCCUGCCAAGGAAAUGAGACCCUUUGGUUCACGAGGUCCAUAGCGACGGGAGGCAGACAUGCCAAGAUUGUCCUGCUCGGCGGGAUAGAGGUGUAGUUCAGAGUCUGUCACAGGAUUGGGUUUGUUAAACUCGUCAGUUAUGGGUGCAAAGAGCUAGUGUUCUAGGUGUUAAGGGGGGGGCAAAGGUGACCAAGCAGGAUCAUGAAUGCAACCAUAUUGUGUGGUGAAGGAUGUAAAACAAGGCUGAUAUUUGUUAGAAGUAGGCCAUUUGUUGGGUGGCCAGAUCUUAGUUGAUGUGCAUGUGAAGAUGUGUAAAGUGUGAUCCCCGUGCUGAGCUGGUUAAGAGACCGAUGACUCAGAAGGAAGGGGGUGGACUGUUGACUGUAGACCAUCAGAACAGUGUGACUCUGCAAUGGGGUUGCACUUCAAGGGUGGCAUGCAGUGUGAGUGCAUGCCAGCAUUUUAGAAUUGUGUAUAUAUAUAAGAAUAUAAGAAGACAAUUGAUUCUUUUCUUGUGGUGGAAGGAAGAGGGCAGAGCAAUUGCUGGAUUUCAUUGCGCGGAUGCGAGCUACGCUUGCACAUGUUUCGUGCCCGGUUGUUGGCGAACUGAUGGAGUUCUCCAGAAAGUCGUUCCAAGUAUGUCGGUGAUCAAUGUUAUUUCUGCUGUUUUGGGGGGACUGUCAUUCAAGUUUGUGUGUCAUUGCUUUUCCAAGGCUCAGGGUGAUCUUUUAAGGAGUAUAUUACAUGAUGUUGCCUCCGCCAAUGCGAAGACUAGUAUACUACCACACCACAGUAGUUGAAUGUGUGUCCUCACCUGUGUUUCUUACAGCAUCUCUGACAGGCCAAAGUGCUUUGUAUGGAAAGGACGAUGAAGGUGAUAGCCAUGCAAUAUGUUUAUGCUUAACCAUCUA
This is a messenger RNA of Chara braunii, 2272 nucleotides long. The record is from the annotation of a GenBank genome assembly. Lineage: Eukaryota; Viridiplantae; Streptophyta; Charophyceae; Charales; Characeae.